ACUCCAUAGUGACUCAGUGCGAAGGACCAGAACAACAAUUAAUCACUUCGCCAGAGACUUAGAUCCCAAAAAACUCUGAUUCUCUCUCUUUCUCUCUCUCUUCUUUCAACGAUGGCCUGAAGCUUCUCUUCGAAGUUCCAAUUUCAAGAUGGAAGCAGUUCCUUACUCAAUCUCAUCUACCAAAUUUCAAUCACUUGUUAUUUACACCAGAGCUACUAGAAUUCGUUCCUCCAACCUCACUCUUCGCCCCGCUCCAAUUUCAGUCAAACCUUUCUAUUCUUCCAAAUGUCUCAUUCUCCAUCACCACAGGCUCCGUUGUGUCGCUGAAUCCACCAGUAACCACCACCACAAUCACAUCGAUCACAACGGUCGCCACCAUCACGACCACGACCAUCACCAUCACCAUCACCAUCACCACUCACACGAUAUCGAUGAUGCUAAUCUUACCGGUCCUCAAAGAGCGAUCAUUGGUUUCGCCAAAGCCACCAGAUGGAUGGACUUGGCAGAUAUCCUUAGGGAGCACUUGCAUCUAUGCUGCUUCUCCGCCGCUUUGUUUGUUGCCGCCGCCAUUUGCCCUUAUACCUUGCCUAAGCCUCUCAUCAAGCCUCUUCAAAACUCUCUCAUUUUUAUCGCUUUUCCUUUGGUUGGGGUUUCUGCAUCACUUGAUGCUCUUAUUGAAAUUAGCGGAGGAAAAGUGAACAUCCAUGUAUUAAUGGCAAUGGCAGGCUCUGCAUCAAUAUUCAUGGGAAAUUCUUUGGAAGGAGGGUUACUUCUUGCCAUGUUUAAUCUGGCUCAUAUAGCCGAGGAGUAUUUCACCGGCCGUUCAAUGGUUGAUGUUAAAGAGCUGAAGGAAAAUUAUCCAGAAUUCGUCCUUGUUCUGGAUACCAUUGAUGAUAAACUUCCUAAUACCUUUGACUUGGCGUACAAGAGGGUUCCUGUGCAUGAUGUAACUGUAGGAUCAUAUAUCCUGGUCAGUGCCGGCGAGUCUGUGCCUGUAGAUUGUGAACUUUUCCAAGGCAGUGCCACAAUUACCAUCGAGCACUUGACAGGGGAAGUCAAACCUUUGGAGACCAAAGUUGGAGAUAGAAUUCCUGGUGGUGCAAGGAACUUAGAUGGGAGGAUAAUUGUGAAGGUGACAAAGACAUGGAAGGAAUCAACUCUCAACAGAAUUGUGCAGUUGACUGAAGAAGCACAGCUGAAUAAACCUAAACUUCAAAGGUGGCUGGACGAAUUUGGUGAACGUUACAGCAAAGUUGUUGUGGUGUUAUCAAUUGCUAUUGCUGUUAUUGGGCCACUUGUAUUUAAGUGGCCAUUCAUUAGUACAUCAGCUUGCAGAGGUUCAGUUUACAGAGCCCUAGGGCUCAUGGUGGCAGCAUCACCAUGUGCCUUGGCUGUGGCCCCAUUGGCAUAUGCUACAGCAAUCAGCUCCUGUGCAAGAAAGGGGAUAUUACUCAAGGGUGGACAUGUUCUGGAUGCUCUAGCUUCUUGCCAUACUAUUGCAUUUGACAAAACAGGGACAUUAACGACUGGUGGACUUGUAUUCAAGGCAAUUGAGCCCAUUUAUGGUCAUCACGUUAGAAACAAUGAAUCGAACAUUUCUUCCUGUUGCAUUCCCACCUGUGAAAAAGAAGCUCUUGCUGUUGCUGCGGCUAUGGAAAAGGGUACUACUCACCCCAUUGGAAGGGCUGUGGUUGACCAUAGUGAAGGCAAAGACCUCCCAUCUGUUUCUGUUGAAAGUUUUGAGUACUUUCCCGGUAAAGGCCUUACUGCUACUGUUAAUAGUAUUGAGUCAGGAACAGGAGGUGCUGAACUAUUGAAAGCAUCACUUGGAUCAGUAGAUUUCAUCACUUCAUUUUGUCAAUCUGAAGAUGAGUCAAAAAAGAUCAAGGAAGCUGUUAAUACAUCUUCUUAUGGAAGUGAAUUUAUUCAAGCUGCCCUUUCAGUUAAUCAGAAGGUAACAUUGAUUCACUUAGAGGACAGGCCUCGUCCUGGGGUUUUUAAUGUUAUUCAAGAAUUGCAAAAUGAAGCGAAGUUUCGUGUGAUGAUGUUAACUGGGGAUCAUGAGUUUAGUGCAAGGAGAGUUGCAAAUGCUGUGGGCAUCAAUGAGUUUUAUUGCAACCUGAAGCCUGAAGAAAAGCUGAGUCAUGUAAAGGACAUCUCAAGAGAAAUGGGCGGAGGCUUAAUUAUGGUUGGUGAAGGUAUCAAUGAUGCCCCAGCACUUGCUGCUGCAACUGUAGGGAUUGUUCUUGCUCAUCGUGCUAGUGCAACUGCCAUAGCUGUUGCAGAUGUGUUGUUGCUUCGAGAAAACAUUUCUGCAGUGCCAUUUUGUAUUGCCAAGUCUCGCCAAACAACUUCACUGAUUAAACAAAAUGUGGCUCUGGCAUUGUCGUGCAUUGUCAUGGCUUCUCUUCCAUCAGUUUUGGGAUUUCUGCCAUUGUGGUUAACGGUUCUUUUGCAUGAAGGUGGAACCCUGCUUGUUUGUCUCAAUUCGAUACGUGCUUUAAAUGAACCAUCUUGGUCUUGGAAGCAGGAUAUGUUGCACUUGAUUAUCGAGGUUAAAUCCAAACUUCUUUCUCUAAGGACAAAUAUUACGGGCUCAAGCAGCAUCACAACUGCGAAUUUGUAAAUUGUAACUUAGUGUUAUUUGUAGUGUAUUGAAACUUUUUUUUUUAGUACAAGUAAACUGUAACUUUAGUGUUAUUUGUAGCGUUUAUUGAGAAAAAUGUCAAUAUUCCUCCUCUUAUAUCUGUAGUCAUCUUUUUCAUCCCAGAGAUUUGAACAUUUCCUAUUAUUU
Messenger RNA from Gastrolobium bilobum, 2794 nucleotides. RefSeq names its product probable cadmium/zinc-transporting ATPase HMA1, chloroplastic. Gene Ontology annotation, molecular function: ATP hydrolysis activity; ATPase-coupled monoatomic cation transmembrane transporter activity; ATP binding. The record is from RefSeq and is a predicted model, not a curated record. Gene Ontology annotation, cellular component: membrane. Bases 149 to 2626 code for a protein of 825 amino acids. NCBI's taxonomy places the organism in Eukaryota, Viridiplantae, Streptophyta, Magnoliopsida, Fabales, Fabaceae. The transcript is spliced from 13 exons. Gene Ontology annotation, biological process: monoatomic cation transport.